Messenger RNA from Lichtheimia ornata, 1890 nucleotides. RefSeq lists its product as uncharacterized. Gene Ontology annotation, molecular function: RNA binding. Bases 1 to 1890 code for a protein of 629 amino acids. The record is from RefSeq and is a predicted model, not a curated record. Lineage: Eukaryota; Fungi; Mucoromycota; Mucoromycetes; Mucorales; Lichtheimiaceae. The transcript is spliced from 3 exons.
AUGGUUCUUUUCUUUUUCCCAGGAUCUUCAUCACCCGUAGCAAAGAGUAGGAAGCGAGAUCGCUCGCCUGAUCGACAUUGUGACCCACCCAACAAGCAUCGUCGACAAACCACCAGUACUCAGGAUACACGCAGUUAUCAUCCCCGUUCCCAACCUAGCAACCAUGCUGCAGACCUUGACCCUGAAACGCGAUUGAUAUGCCGUCGAUUGCCAUCCCAUCGUAUCACUGAGACCCAACUUGAGGAUCAUUUCAGUCGCUAUGGCGAAGUAUUGGAGGUCGUUAUCAAACCCACCUACAGCUUUGUUCAAUUCACCAAUGCUGACACGUGCUUGGCUGCCGUACGUGGUGAAAAUGGAAGACGUUGUCAUGGCAACACACUUUAUCUUGAAGUGUGUAGAAACCGACCAGGAGGCAUAGACCGACGACGCCGUGACAAUGAUGACAACAACGAGCGAUUAGUCCAUGUACAACACCGUGAAAGCAAAAAGAAUCGUCAUCGUCAUGAACACCCAUCUGAAAAAGAAGCCGCCCCUAUUGUUCAAAUCCUUGCCACAACCGAUGCUGAUCGUUCUUAUUUGGAUCACGUGCUUCAAUGUGUUGAAGAUCUUGGUAUCGACACCCAAGCCGUUUACUAUGACCCUGAGACCACCUCCAAAGAUUUGGCUGUCAAACGAAUGAUUGUUAAAGGCGUACAAGCUGUGAUUGUCAUUGAACCCGGAUAUGAACUUAAGGAUAUUGCGGAUCUUCAAGUGUUUGAGCGUACAGACGAUACCAAAGACAGCAAUGUUAGAUUUGAUGAAUAUGAAAAUGUUGGUCUAAAUGACAUCCUAUUGAUUGUUCAUCGAUCACUCUCAAAGUCCAAUGGCCAAUCCAGCCCACUCCAAGAGUCUACUACUCCCUCUCAUCUCUAUGCUCAGCAGCAUCAACCACCUCCCAUCGCACCUGGUGUCCCUCCUCACCAACCAUUUUCUCUUGUGUCUCAUCAACAACGACAUCCAAUGCCACCAUCUUAUCCUUAUCAACAUCCAGUGCCACCACCACCACCAUUGCAUCAUGCACCACCACCUCCCAUGAAUGGAUUACAUCCACCAACAGCAUCCGCUGGUAUCCCUUCUCCAUUCCAACAAUAUCCCCCACCACCUAUGGCAGCACAUGGUAAUGGUAAUGGUAAUGGCAUUAUCCCUCCACCGCAGCCUUCUAGUGGUGCCCCUAUGCAUAAUGCACCUCCACCUCCACCUCCAUCUGCCCAUGCAAACAGCAACAACCUGGAUAUUGGAGCACUUAAUCAUACAAUCCAUUUAUUGCAACAAGUAAUCCAACAACAACAAAGUACGCAGAAAUCUAUCAAUAUGCAAGAACACAAUGCCACACUUGCAUCCAUCCAACAAACAUUGUCAUCCUUGAUGUUGUCACAGCAACAACAGCAGCAGCAACAACAACAACAACCAUCCCAACAAGGAGCUGUUGCUACCCCACCUAGCAAUGUAUUGCAUCAAAUGGCAUCCCAAUUAUCAGCUCUUGCUGCUGCUGCUGCUGCCAAUGGCUCUCCUUCAAGUAUCCCACCACAACCACCACAACCACAAUCUGUGGAUUAUCCCUCUUUUGGUGGCUACCCACAACCACAACAACCACCCGUUUCCAUGCUUCAGCAUCCCCAUCAUGGCCCUGUUCUCACAGCAACACCUACCUAUAACCACACAUCACCUUCCCCCUCCCCUGCAUCCCCACAUCCUCCUUCUCAUCAACAACAAUACCCUACAGAUUCAUCUACCAUGAUUCCCAGUGUUAACGAGCUUUUAGGAAAGAUCAAGGACCUCUCAAAGCAGGUGAUGCCUCCUUCAUCUUCAUCAUCAAGCAUUUCCACUCGAAAUCCUCGUCGACGUACAUAG